Messenger RNA from Camellia sinensis, 969 nucleotides. RefSeq lists its product as uncharacterized. Gene Ontology annotation, cellular component: BAT3 complex. Gene Ontology annotation, molecular function: misfolded protein binding; polyubiquitin modification-dependent protein binding. NCBI's taxonomy places the organism in Eukaryota, Viridiplantae, Streptophyta, Magnoliopsida, Ericales, Theaceae. Gene Ontology annotation, biological process: ERAD pathway. The record is from RefSeq and is a predicted model, not a curated record.
UCAGUUUGAUGCAGCAAGUGUUAUGUCUCAGGUUCUUCAUGGUCCUGCUAUAAAUGGUCUAUUGGUAGGGGUUUCAGAGCAGACUGGUGUUGGUUCUUCUGAUGCCUUGAGGAAUAUGUUGGAGCAAUUUACCCAAAGUCCUGCUAUGAGGAAUACAGUAAAUCAAAUGGCUCAACAGUUUGAUAACCAUGACCUUGGAAACAUGCUUUCAGGGUUUGGUAGAGGCCAAGGUGGUGGCAUUGAUCUAACAAGUAUGGUUCAACAGAUGAUGCCCAUAGUUUCUCAAGCUCUCAGUGGUAGGUCUACAAUCCCUCAACAGUUACCAGUUGUCAGGCCUGAUCCCCAGCCGCAGUACAAUGAAAGAAAUUUGAGCGGUGUUGAGAAAGCAAAUGAUCAAGAUACUCAGACUGAACUCCAAGAAAUGGUUCAGAGAAUCGAACACCAGACUCCACCUGAAGAAAUUUUUCGUACUAUAGCCGAAAGUGCUGCCCAAGUAUAUGACAGUGGCAGUGAUGGAGAAGAUCUUGUGAAUGAAUUGUGCCGUGAAGAGGGCCUCGCCAGUGAAUUUAUGGAGGUUCUUCGUCAUGAUCUUUGUCAGCGACUUCAGGGUGGAGACGGCUCUGCAGAGAAGCCAUAAUUAUCCUGUAUUGUCACGGAUGGUUUCUGAUAUCAUCAUAAUUGUUCUGGAUGGCAGAGUUGCUGAUCAUUUAUUGUAAUGUAUCGAGAUUCUAAACAGUAAUACAUGACCAAUGGAGAAGUUUCGCUUUCAAACAGUUACCGUGAACGACUGUUGAUAUUGCAUCUCCUGUUGUGCUUUUCUUGACAACUUGAAAAUCCAAAACCUAGGCUAGAAGGUUAUUUUUCCUUGAUUGUUGUGAAAGCAUUAUUGAAAUGAAAUACUUUGCAGGUGCUCAAUUCUACAUUGGUGUAGACUUGGAUGUGUUUAGACAUAACACAUUUGGUUUGCAA